CACGCACACACACACAUACGCACACCGAGCAAUACAGCAGAAGGCUGUGAAUGUGUAACAGUGAGGUGACAGAAGACGAUGGAGGCUUCUCCCUUUACAGCAGCAGCCUUUAAUUCAUCGGAAUCACUAUGAUGCAGUCUGCCAUUGCGCUGCCUCCAGGCUUUCCUCCAAAUAACUGUAUAUAUUUAACUUUGGGAACAGCUCUUUAUUUGUGAAUCGUUUUUCUUGUGUUGUGGUUUUUUUUUCUUUUUGGAUCGAACGCUGCUCAGCUUUUCAUGUGGAAUGGUAUCCUCUGUGCCAAACCUGGAGGUUUUGUGAGAUUUUAGCAUUCUGUAUUGGGAAAAAAGGCUGAUGAACUGAAUCAGACCAACCAUCUGUUUGGAAAUGUUCUGAAGUAAACAUUGACUAAAACUGACCUUGGCAAUGGUAAAAACUUAAGACAAUCUUCGUAAAAGCACUCUGGUCCAGAGCCUUUACAUAGAUGAAUACAAGACGUUUUUCAUAUUAAAAGACUACGGAGUGCUUUGGUAAAUCAUGGCCUUUGCGAGUUGCAUUUGGCUAUUUGUGUUGGCUUACACAAUGCGUAGGGCAUUUGGAAUACAAGCAGUGAAAGUACCAGAUGAUUCUUACUGCCACAAAGCUGAACACCCCACUAUCACUUACAAGGAAAUUGCUCCCUGGCUAAACAUGUUCAGAAUGGAAAAUGCUGUGGACUUUUCACAAUUAUCAUUUGGCUCUGGGCACAAAGAACUUGUUGUUGGAGCAAGAAAUCACCUUUUCCGGUUGUGUCUAGAGGACCUGUCGCUAAUCCAGAUGGUAGAAUGGGAUUGUGAUGAAACAACCAAAACCGCAUGCUACAGCAAAGGGAAAACUAAGGACGAAUGCCAAAAUUACAUCCGUGUCUUGCUUGUCAGCGGGGAUCAUCUAUUUACUUGUGGAACAAAUGCAUUUACACCUAUAUGCACAAACAGAACGCUUAGCAAUCUAACAGAAAUACACGAUCAGAUUAGUGGCAUGGCCCGUUGCCCGUAUAGCCCUCAACAUAAUUCUACUGCCUUGCUUACCUCCAAUGGAGAAUUAUAUGCAGCAACUGCAAUGGAUUUUCCUGGAAGAGAUCCUGCAAUCUAUCGUAGCCUUGGAGGUCUUCCACCCUUACGCACGGCUCAGUACAAUUCUAAAUGGCUUAAUGAGCCAAAUUUUGUGUCAUCGUAUGUUAUUGGAAACUUCACAUACUUCUUUUUUCGAGAAAAUGCUGUAGAACAUGAUUGUGGAAAGACAGUAUUCUCCAGAGCCGCGCGCGUGUGUAAAAAUGACAUUGGAGGGAGGUUUCUAUUAGAAGACACAUGGACAACUUUCAUGAAGGCUCGAAUGAACUGCUCUCGGCCAGGAGAGAUCCCAUUUUAUUACAAUGAACUCCAAAGUACCUUUUUCCUGCCUGAACUUGAUCUGAUAUAUGGCAUCUUUACCACUAAUGUAAAUAGCAUCGCUGCUUCAGCUGUCUGCGUCUUCAACGUAAGCGCUAUAACCCAGACUUUCAGUGGACCGUUUAAAUAUCAGGAAAAUGCUCGUUCUGCUUGGCUACCCUAUCCUAAUCCCAAUCCAAAUUUCCAGUGUGGUACAGUGGAUCAAGGAUUGUAUGUUAAUCUGACUGAAAGAAACCUCCAGGAUGCCCAGAAAUAUAUUUUAAUGCAUGACGUGGUGCAGCCAGUUAAUAAAAUACCAUACUUCAUGGAGGAUAACAGCCGAUUUACUCAUCUUGUGGUAGAUGUUGUGCAAGGGAAGGAAAUGGUGUACCAUAUAAUAUACCUGGCAACAGAUUAUGGAACAAUUAAAAAAGUCCUGGCUCCAAUAAAUCAAAACACUAGUAGUUGUCUUUUGGAAGAAAUUGAACUUUUACCAAAGGGACAAAUAGAGCCAAUCCGAAGACUGAAGAUCCUUCACAGCCAAAGUGUACUAUUUGUGGGAUUGUAUGGUCAUGUUAUAAAGAUCCCUUUGAAAAGAUGUCUUUUCUACAAAAGCCGCAGUGCCUGCAUUGGAGCUCAAGAUCCAUAUUGUGGCUGGGACAUGGUUACAAAGAAAUGCACAACGCUUGAUGAAAGCAUGAGUAUGAGCCAGUGGGAGCAAAGAAUCACAGCUUGUCCAUCAAAAAAUCUCACUGUUGAUGGAAGUUAUAGUGCUUGGACAGAAUGGAGUGGCUGCAGUUACAAUGAUGGGAAUUCAGUAGGUAACUGUCUGUGUCGAAGUCGCACAUGCAAUCAUCCCAGCCCUCAAUGUGGAGGUCUGCCAUGCGAGGGACCUGCUAUAGAAAUUUCCAACUGUUCAAGGAAUGGAGGAUGGACCCCAUGGUCAUCAUGGUCUAUCUGCAGCACCAGUUGUGGAAUAGGAUUUCAAGUUCGGCAGCGUUCCUGCAGUAACCCCACUCCUAAACAUGGAGGUCGUGUAUGUGUUGGACAAAACCGUGAAGAACGAUAUUGCAAUGAACAUUUACCUUGUCCUCCACGUGUAUUUUGGUCAAGCUGGGGACCAUGGGAGCGGUGCACUGCACAGUGUGGAGGAGGGAUUCAGGCCCGCCGAAGAACUUGUGAAAAUGGAUAUGAAUGUCCUGGCUGUGCUGUUGAACAUCAAGUCUGUAAUACAAAUCUGUGUCCUGAAGUAAAAAAGACGACUCCUUGGACACCAUGGACACCAGUUAACAUAUCUGAUAAUGGUGGCCACUAUGAACAGCGCUUCAGGUAUACAUGUAAGACUCGUCUUCCUGACCCAAAUAUGCUUGAUGUUGGAAGACAAAGAAUAGAAAUGAGAUAUUGCUCCAGUGAUGGGACCAGUGGUUGCUCUACUGAUGGACUCUCUGGAGACUUUCUUCGUUCUGGACGUUAUACAAGUCACACAAUCAAUGGUGCAUGGUCUGCUUGGACUUCAUGGUCUCAAUGUAGUCGCGAUUGCAACAGAGGCAUUAGGAGCAGAAAACGAGCCUGCAAUAACCCAGAGCCAAAGAAUGGAGGACUUCCAUGCUUAGGUACCCCAGUUGAAUAUCAAGAAUGCAAUAUGUUACCCUGCCCAGUUGAUGGUGGAUGGUCUUGUUGGUCAUCUUGGUCUAAGUGCUCAGCAACUUGUGGAGGUGGACAUUAUAUGAGAACUCGUUCAUGUACAAAUCCAGCUCCAAGUUUUGGUGGCGAUAUAUGCCUUGGACUUCAUACUGAAGAGGCACUUUGCAAUACACUCGCUUGUCCAGAAAGUUGGUCUAACUGGUCCGAUUGGUCUGAAUGUGAUUCUUCUGGCCAGCAAGUUCGCCUACGUCAAUGUAAUAUCCCUUUUCCUCUUGGCAACCAGUGUUCUGGAAAUAACACAGAAAUAAGAAUUUGCAUUUCUGAAUCAAACUUUAUCCCAGAAAUAUCAGUUGCAAGAUCCCAUAGUAUAGAAGGAAGACAAUGUGGCGAAUUUAACUUGUUCCAUAUGAUUGCAGUGGGCCUAAGCAGUUUCAUAUUUGGUUGCUUGCUCACGUUGCUUAUUUAUACUUACUGCCAACGGUACCAGCAACAAGCUCAUGAUGCAACAGUCAUCCACCCUGUGUCUUCAGCCCCACUCAAUACCAGCAUAACUAACCAUAUUAAUAAACUGGACAAGUAUGAUUCAGUUGAAGUAAUAAAGGCAUUAAACAAAAACAAUCUCAUAUUGGAAGAGAGGAAUAAAUAUUUCAAUCCACAUCUCACAGCAAAAACCUACUCCAAUGCUUACUUUACAGAUUUCACUCAUUACGAUGAGUACUGAUACUGUUGGGGAAAUCUGCCAACAUUUCACUUUUAUCCAGUGCCUGCACUUAGCGACUGGCUAAGCGUUUAGGUUCCAGUCAUGAAACUCUUUAUACUUUUCAAGUUUAUUCCAGCAAUGGAUGACGGUUUUGGAACAAUGAUGCAGUACUUUGUUUACCCAGGCUUGAUGGUGUUGAAGUUCCAUGUGGACCUGACAAUAUACCUUAAUAUAGCAACAUUUUUUUUUUGAAAUCAGAAUGUCCAUCUUGUUCAUAUCACUCAACCACCAUGUUAAUCUGUUGUAAUUAAUUGAACAAUUAAUAUCCCACAUUGUAUAAGUUGAUGCACAUUAGUAAUUAUAUUGUGAUGUAUAAAUAGUUAAAUAAAUCUUCUACACACGUUAAUAAAUUAAACCCCAGACUUUCAUAUGGAUACUGUAGCACUAAAAUAGCAAUGCAUAAAAUUUGUUUCACAGCUCAUUAGAAUGGCAGCUAUGGAAUAGGUAAGUGUUAAAAGGAAGCAAAAUAGAAUCAGCUAUUUUUACUUUGACAGACUAUAGAGAGCAUAGAGGUUACAGUUUUAAAAAUAUGAAUGCCCUUUAACUUGCAUUACUGUAGAGUUUUUGUGUAUAUGAAGCAUAAAUUAUCAUAUGUAGCAUUUUGCAAAGGUGUAGUAUAAAGAUGCUUCUGUAACUAGGUGGUGCAUUUGACUACAUAUUUUCACAUUGCAGUGCCUUCUUUUACUUGUGUGUGCAAAAAUGACCUCAAAAAAUAAAUGGCAAUGUUUUUUUUUUCUGUUUUAAGACUUUUGCAUUGUUUUGUCAAACUAAGUAAAUCAUCUACCCAGUGUAUUUUAAUUACAUUUACGUGAGGUGUGUUAUUUUUUAAUAUAU
Molecule: messenger RNA, 4641 nt
Organism: Spea bombifrons (plains spadefoot toad)
Lineage: Eukaryota; Metazoa; Chordata; Amphibia; Anura; Pelobatidae
Gene: SEMA5A
Product: semaphorin 5A
Exons: 23
Coding region: 535-3768 (1077 amino acids)
Biological process (GO): axon guidance; axon extension; neural crest cell migration
Molecular function (GO): semaphorin receptor binding; chemorepellent activity
Source: RefSeq, a predicted model, not a curated record